GAAUAAAUACAAAAUAUAUGGUCUUGUUGUGCCGUCCUAUAAGUUGAUUUUCUAAUGUUUUAAUUUUUUUUUAUCUGUCUCUCUUUUAAUUUUUUUAUCUGUCUUACUGUAUUUGCCAAAACGAAAUGAAUUUUAUAAUAAAUAAAAAGAAAAAUGAAACGAAGUAGAUAAAUAUAGAAAAUCUUAACCAUUAUGACCAAGCUCACUCACUCAGACUAACACUGAAGUCUGAACUGAUCAGAGACACUUUAACUCAUUCAUCAUCAACCUUUAUUUCAAUCAUGGCCACGUCAUCAUCCAUCUCUAGAUUCUCCUCCACCCUCCUCCGCAACAACCACACCGUACAACUCAGAAGUUCCACUAACCUGCAACUAAUCUUCCCGAAGCACUUGGAAUUGAACCACAAGCUGAUCACGUGCCGUGCCACUCGCUCCAGUGCCGUUGCACGUGCCACGAUUAGCGAGGUGGUGGUUGUUAGCAGUGGAGUGGCUGAGAAGGGAAAAGAGGAAGGAAGAGCACUGAGAGUUGGUUUGAUUUGUGGCGGCCCUUCUGCUGAACGUGGGAUUUCGCUUAAUUCUGCUCGAUCAGUUCUUGAUCACUUGCAGGGGGAUGAUUUACAUGUGAGUUGCUAUUAUAUUGAUUGCAAUCUGAAUGCACAUGCAAUUUCUUCUGCUCAGGUAUAUUCCAACACUCCUGCAGAUUUUGAUUUUAAACUUGAAAGCCUUGCCCAAAGUUUCUCGACUUUGGCUGAUUUGGCAGAGCAUCUAUCUGCAGCUGUGGACAUAGUAUUUCCAGUCAUACAUGGUCGAUUUGGUGAAGAUGGUGGCAUUCAGGAAUUGCUGGAAAAGUAUAAUGUUCCAUUUGUUGGUACAGGAUCAAGUGAGUGCUGCCAAGCAUUUGACAAGUAUAAAGCAUCGUCGGAGCUACGGAAGCAUGGAUUCGUAACAGUGCCCAGUUUCUUAGUUCAGGGGUAUGAAACAAACAAAUCAGAACUAUCUGAGUGGUUUAGGAAACACCAGCUCGACCCUGACACGGGGAAAGUUGUGGUAAAACCAACAAGAGGAGGCUCAAGCAUCGGUGUUACGGUUGCAUAUGGUGUGAAUGAUUCUCUUGUGAAAGCCAGUGAAAUUAUGUCUGAGGGAAUUGAUGAUAAAGUGUUAAUAGAAUUAUUUCUUGAAGGAGGGAGUGAGUUUACAGCCAUUGUCCUUGACGUAGGAUCUAGUUCAGAUAGUUUUCCUGUUGCACUACUUCCUACUGAGGUGGAGCUUCAAUUCCUCGGCGAAAAUGACUUGAAAGAGAAUGAUGCAAUAUUUAAUUACCGCAGGAAAUACCUUCCAACCCAACAGGUUGCUUAUCACACUCCACCUCGUUUUCCUUUGGAUGUAAUUGAGAAUAUUCGCAAAGGAGCAUCUAUAUUAUUUCAACAGCUUCACCUCCAAGAUUUUGCACGAAUUGAUGGAUGGUUUUUGCCUGAUUCAGGUUGUAAGCUAUCAUCUUCAGAAAGUGAGUUUGGAAGGUCUGAAUCUGGUACCAUAAUAUUCACUGACAUUAACAUGAUCAGUGGUAUGGAACAAACAAGUUUUCUGUUUCAGCAAGCUUCUAAGGUUGGUUUUUCUCAUACGAACAUCCUUAGGAGCAUUGUUCACCAUGCUUGCUUGCGGUUUCCAAAUCUUGCUUCAGUCAGUGGCAUAUCAAGUCAGAUUCCAAGCAGAUCAAAAUCUUCAGAGCUUAAUAAGUCAUUUCCCCGUCGUGAAGGAGCUCAAAAAGUUUUUGUCAUUUUUGGAGGUGACACAUCAGAACGGCAAGUAUCUCUCAUGAGUGGUACAAAUGUUUGGCUCAAUUUGCUAGGCUUCAAUGAUCUUGAGGUAACUCCAUGUUUGCUUUCCUCAACAAGUGAUUAUGCAUCUAGUGUCGAUAUCGGAAUAAAGGCUGAUGAUGUAUGGAAUAGAACAGUUUGGUCAUUACCAUAUUCUCUUGUGCUACGACAUACUACUGAGGAAGUACUUGAUGCAUGCGUAGAAGCAAUUGAGCCAAAUCGGGCUGCACUAACAUCUGAUCUGCGGAAGCAAGUAAUGAAUGAUCUGAUGGAGGGUUUGAAGGACCACAAUUGGUUUACAGGAUUUGAUAUUGCUAAUGAACUUCCUAAGAAAUUUUCUUUAAGGGAGUGGAUCAAGCUAGCCAAGGAAGUCAAGGCAACAGUUUUUAUUGCAGUACAUGGAGGCAUUGGAGAAGAUGGCAGACUUCAAUCUUUGUUGGAUGCUGAAGGAGUUCCCUACACAGGUCCUGGUGCAUUGGCGUCAAAGAUUUGUAUGGACAAAGUUGCGACUUCUGUUGCUGUAAAUCAUCUUGCAAAUUUGGGAAUUCUUACCAUAAAUAAAGAAGUCUGGCGAAAAGAUGAUCUGUCUAAUAAGCCCAUAAAUGAUAUAUGGCAUGACCUCACCCAGAAGCUACAGUGCGAAACAUUAUGUGUUAAGCCAGCAAGAGAUGGAUGCUCAACCGGGGUUGCAAGAUUACGUUGUUCCAAUGACCUUGCGAUAUAUAUCAAAGCUCUGGAGGACAGUCUACUAAGGAUUCCUCCGAAUAGCUUAUCAAAGGCACAUGGAAUGAUUGAGAUGCCAAACCCUCCUCCAGAACUUUUGAUCUUUGAACCUUUCAUAGAAACAGAUGAAAUAAUUGUGUCAUCCAAAGUUAAAAAUGAGACUGGUCACGGCUUCAUGUGGAAAGGAAACAGUAGAUGGGUGGAAAUAACAGUUGGCGUCAUAGGAAAACGUGGAUCAAUGCACUCACUAAGUCCUAGUGUAACUGUCAAGGAAACUGGUGAUAUUUUGUCAUUAGAGGAGAAGUUCCAAGGUGGGACCGGGAUCAAUCUGACUCCACCUCCCUUGUCAAUUAUGAGCGAGAAAGCUUUGCAGAGAUGCAAAAAACAUAUUGAACUGAUUGCAAACACUCUACAAUUAGAAGGAUUUUCACGUAUUGAUGCAUUUGUCAAUGUUGACAGCGGAGAGGUUUUGAUAAUAGAGGUAAAUACUGUACCUGGAAUGACACCUUCCACUGUUCUAGUUCAUCAGGCACUAGCAGAACAACCACCAUUGUAUCCUCAUCAAUUCUUCCGCACACUACUUGAUUUAGCAUCUGAAAGAUCCAUGUAAAUAUGUUCAAAUGAAUGUUUGAAUUGUUUUCAUGCAAUGUUUAUGAUUACUGGAAGUUAUUGUGUAGCUGCCCUUGAUAAUGUGAAACUCCCGUUUCUUUCUUUUCUUGUUUUCUUCCUAGUAUGUAUGUUUUCAAAUGCUAUCAGACAAGAAUAACACUUCCUCUUGUUUCAUA
Medicago truncatula (barrel medic) is the source of this 3324-nucleotide messenger RNA. RefSeq lists its product as uncharacterized. The transcript has 24 exons. The coding region runs from base 282 to 3149 and encodes 955 amino acids. Lineage: Eukaryota; Viridiplantae; Streptophyta; Magnoliopsida; Fabales; Fabaceae. The record is from RefSeq and is a predicted model, not a curated record. Gene Ontology annotation, cellular component: chloroplast. Gene Ontology annotation, molecular function: ATP binding; D-alanine-D-alanine ligase activity; metal ion binding.